Molecule: messenger RNA, 417 nt
Organism: Colletotrichum karsti
Lineage: Eukaryota; Fungi; Ascomycota; Sordariomycetes; Glomerellales; Glomerellaceae
Exons: 4
Coding region: 1-417 (138 amino acids)
Source: RefSeq, a predicted model, not a curated record
AUGCAGUUCUCACUCAUCCUCGUUGCUCUUGCCAGCGCAUCCGCCGUCGUGGCCGACUUGCACACCUACGCAACAUGCAACAGCCAUAUCCAACCUAUCGGCAACCCCAACACCUGCCCUGCCAGCAAGAGGGACACGACCCCUAAUGAAGCCGUCAACCUCAGACGAAGCCGCAUCAUGGGUCGCGCCUACGGUGAUAAUGCGGCGGCGACCGAAAAGGCAUGCGCUGCGUAUAAAGCUCGCAACACGGGCACCAACAAGUGGGAUACAUGCCCCGACUGCACCAUGGGAGUCCGAAAAACUUCUGACCCCAAGUACUGCGUUCAGGCCUGCAACUCAGCUGCUGGGCACAUUGGUGGUGAUGAGUGGUUGUACUACUGCAAGCAGGCCGGGGCGGAUGAGUCUGAGGCUUAUUAG